AUGGACACUCCUCUCUCCAACAAGCAACUCAAAGAACAAUUCGUCAGCAAUUUGACCGGAUCAUCUUUGCUCGAAAUCGCGGCUCUUACAGUAACCCUCCCUAUUUUGGUACUUAUUCGCCACUCCUUCAAUUCCAUUCCCGUAACUGAGAGAAGACGUGUAAAUUUUGUGGCAAGGAGAGUAGAUCAGAUGGAGAGGAGUCAAACAAUAAGAGGUAUCUCCCUGAAGAAGAAAAAGGACGAUGCACCAUUUGAGUGUAGGAGUUUUAAAGCUUACCUAUCUACGUUGACUCUUGAUUUUCUUGUCAUAGUUGUUCCUAUGCUCUUAUUUUUCACUGUACUUGCUGACUGGAGCUAUAUAAUAGCAAGUUUAUUCACAAUCUUAACAUUGCUUUAUAUUGCAGUGAAGAGGGCUGGUGGUUCAUCUCCUGUUUUAGAAGAGCCCAAUUCUUUUCGGGCAUAUAUUACUUCGUACAGGGUUAUUGUGAUGAUUAUAACAAUCUUAUGCAUCUUAGCUGUUGAUUUCAGAAUAUUUCCUAGAAGAUAUGCGAAGACUGAAACAUACGGAGCUAGUUUGAUGGAUCUUGGAGUUGGAGCAUUUGUUUUAGCAAAUUCAUUUGUUUCUCGUCAAGCGCGGAAUAUUGCAUCUGUAAACUGGAAGAUUGCAAUAGUUUCAUCUAGUCCACUUAUCUUCUUAGGAUUUUUUCGUCUUGUUACAACAACUGGUGUGGAUUAUCAGGUCCAUACGAGUGAAUAUGGUGUGCAUUGGAAUUUUUUCUUCACGCUUGCUGCAAUCUCAAUUCUUACAUCCUUUAUUAAUAUCCCCCCAAAAUAUUCUGGAGUUUUUGGAUCACUUGUCCUAGUAGGUUACCAGUUCAGUUUGAUGCAUGGUUUAAACCAUUACUUGCUUUCUAGUGAAAGAGGAACGGAUAUCAUAAGUCAAAACAAGGAGGGGAUUUUUAGCAUAUUUGGAUAUUGGGGUAUGUACCUUAUUGGCGUUCAUUUAGGAAACUAUCUUAUCUUUGGAACCCAUUCCUCUGCGCUUAAAAGUAGCAGAUGGGUUCGGACGAGAGUUUGGGUUCUAGCAAUCCUGUUUUGGUUAUUAACCGUGCUUCUAGAUAGGCACGUCGAAAGAAUUUCACGGCGAACGUGCAACCUGCCAUAUGUUACUUUGGUGGUGGCUGACAAUUUACAGCUAUUAUCAAUUUUAACACUGGCUGAUCUUAUUCCGGGAAUUAAAACUUCAGUACUCGAAGAAGCAUUUAAUCGGAACUUACUAGCUACAUUUCUUCUGGCUAAUCUCCUCACUGGUUUGGUAAACUUGUCUGUUGAUACCCUCUCUGCAUCAUCAACCACAGCUCUUUUUAUCUUGUCUAUCUAUGCUUAUAUUUUAUCAAUUGUUAUUGGAAUUGCUGAUUAUUUUGAUAUGAAGUUAAAAUUUUGGUGA
Molecule: messenger RNA, 1446 nt
Organism: Vicia faba (fava bean)
Lineage: Eukaryota; Viridiplantae; Streptophyta; Magnoliopsida; Fabales; Fabaceae
Source: the annotation of a GenBank genome assembly